ACAUCGUUUGUAUUCCCUUAUGAAGUUUUGCAAGAAGAUUCUGCACAUCCACACCUUGUGGUCCCACGAGAGCCAGCUGCUCCCUGGGAACAACUUCACCAACGAGUGCAACAUCCCAGGUAACUUCAUGUGCAGCAACGGGCGAUGCAUUCCGGGUGCCUGGCAGUGUGACGGGCUGCCUGACUGCUUCGACAAGAGUGACGAGAAGGAAUGCCCCAAAGCGAAAUCAAAAUGUGGCCCAACCUUUUUCCCCUGUGCCAGCGGCAUCCACUGCAUCAUCGGCCGCUUCCGCUGCAAUGGAUUUGAGGACUGUCCUGAUGGCAGCGACGAGGAGAACUGCACAAACCCCCUGCUCUGCUCCACCGCCCGCUACCACUGCAGGAAUGGCCUGUGCAUUGACAAGAGCUUCAUCUGUGAUGGGCAGAAUAACUGUCAAGACAACAGUGAUGAGGAGAGCUGCGAGAGUUCACUAGAACCAGGCAGUGGGCAGGUGUUUGUGACCUCAGAGAACCAGCUCGUGUACUACCCCAGUAUCACAUACGCCAUCAUCGGCAGCUCCGUCAUCUUCGUCCUCGUGGUGGCCCUGUUGGCACUGGUCCUGCAUCAUCAGCGAAAGCGGAACAACCUCAUGACUCUACCUGUGCACCGGUUGCAACAUCCUGUACUGCUCUCUCGCCUGGUGGUUCUGGACCACCCCCACCACUGUAACGUCACCUACAAUGUCAAUAAUGGUGUUCAGUACGUGGCUAGUCAGGCCGAACAAAAUGCCUCAGAAGUAGGCUCUCCACCCUCCUACUCAGAGGCCCUACUGGACCAAAGACCUGCGUGGUAUGACCUUCCUCCACCACCCUAUUCAUCCGACACUGAGUCUCUGAACCAAGCUGACCUGCCUCCUUAUCGCUCACGGUCAGGAAGUGCCUUCAGUGCCAGCUCCCAGGCGGCCAGCAGCCUCCUGAGUGUGGAAGACAGCAGCCACAGCCCAGAGCAGCCUGGCCCUCCAGAGGGCCCUGCUGAGCCCAGAGACUCUGUGCCUAAUGAGGGCACGGAAGAAGUAUAAAACUAAAGCGAUUCCAAAGUCCACAUGGGUAGAUCUGCUCCACUUUGUUGAAAUCUAACAGCCCAUGCUCAUGAGACACUCUGAGCCCCUUUUGAGGAUGUCUCAGGUUGAAGUUUGGGGUGCUGAUUGCCUCUCCAUCACCAUCUCCUCCAGAUUUUGGGGAUGUUCUUUGGAAUGACCUGGCACUCUUCUCCCUUCUUAAUUGACAUGAUGUGUCGUCAUCUUCUCUGUGAGGAUACUGUUCCUUCGGGGCCUACAAUUACAGACUCUUGCUUCAGAUGACUCUGCUACUGUUGGUCCAUCCACUAGGCUUGUGAGUGGGCAGGCAGCAGGACAAAGCCAUAUGUAAGUAGUCUUUGGCAGGGUUCUGGGCCUCAUUGCUCAUUCAGGUCAGAGGACACCAGACCAGGUCUCUUCUGGGCUGCCACCUUCUAGCUACAUUUGAAGGAUUCUGCCAGAAGGCCAUCAUCAAAUGGCCUCUCCAAAAAGUGUCCAGGUGACCAUCAAGUCCCACUUUGUACUGUCUAUGCAUCAUUCUUACUUCAGCAGAGGCCAAAGAAAACUUGUAGCAUGAGCUUUCUGCUCUCAGCACUCUCGUUUGGUUUGUGAGAGACUCAGAAACAAUCUACCUGGCCUUAUAAAUUUGCCCAAGAACCCUCAUCUUAAGAGCUUUCUCUAGAAGUCCAGAUCCUCAUCAUUUUCCUUGAAAAAGUAAGAAACCCUGCCAUUGUUGAAAACCCUCAACUCCUAAUGUGUAGGUUAUGAGAGCCUAGGCCUGCCUUGACCUCAUGGUCCUUUCCUGGCUUGUCCUGGAUUGUCCCCUUCCAAGAUGACCUGGCAUAGCUAAGGAUAAGGACCCAAAUUAAGUUGGCAAAAAUUUUGAGGGAGCCCUUUGCCCCAAGAAAACAGGCCCAGUCUGGUGUGCUCAUAGAGCAGCCUCAUCAAGAGGAAAGCUCUCAUCAGGCUCCUAAGUUCCCUGAACACCUGGGAGUCUGGUUCCCGUGUGCAUUUGGACUAAGGGCACUCAUGUAAGUUCUAACUUACAUGAGAACCACAUCCAGUACCACCUGUAAGAACUCUGAGGUUGCCGUACUGCACACACAACCCCAGGAACAGUGCACCAAGUCAGGGUUAGGGUUAGAGUGAGGGUCAGGCCCAGCCGAACAUCUGGCAGUUUCUCCUCAGAGAGAAGUGGGCAAUGGAUAACUUGGAGUCUAGAUUUCCCGUUGGAUGUUUUAAAGUCUCUUAGAAAUACAUUUGAAACAGUGUGUUUGUUUUUUCCCUUCUAGUUAAGGGACUAUUUAUAUGUGUAUAGGAAUGCUAUCUCUUUGGUUUUGUUUCUCUUUUGGUGAGGUCCAAAGAAAGAUGCAAAAAGAAAUGCUGCCUUUCCCCAGCCCCAUCCCAUAAUAUCACCUCAGACUCACCUACAUGCCCAGCAUUUCCACUGGGGCAUCUUGGAGUCGUUAUUUAUCGAGUUCUUGAAAAAUGCAGAGAGACAAGUAUCCCAUCCGUUGUCUAUAUGUUUAGACUACCUUUCCUCUUUCUUGAUGCCCAGCUAGCCCUAGUGCGUGACACCACCCCCCAUCCCUACCAAACAGGCAAUAGUGGGUAAACCAUACUAACCAGGGACAAAACUGGAACCAGGUGGUACCACCUCAGGCAGCUGUCAUCCAUUCAAAGCAUUUUUCCGCAGCUGAAGAAAUUUUCAAUAACCUGUUCGAUGCUAAUUAAAAUGGAGCCUGCAGGAAGCAGGGAUGAAGUGGCCUUCAAUGAUGCUGUCCUGUUGACUUUCCUUUUUAAAUAAAUCCAAACUAGACUGCUGGAAAGCUA
Molecule: messenger RNA, 2887 nt
Organism: Cricetulus griseus (Chinese hamster)
Lineage: Eukaryota; Metazoa; Chordata; Mammalia; Rodentia; Cricetidae
Source: RefSeq, a predicted model, not a curated record